Molecule: messenger RNA, 887 nt
Organism: Trifolium pratense (red clover)
Lineage: Eukaryota; Viridiplantae; Streptophyta; Magnoliopsida; Fabales; Fabaceae
Product: NADPH-dependent aldehyde reductase-like protein, chloroplastic
Exons: 1
Coding region: 1-771 (256 amino acids)
Molecular function (GO): oxidoreductase activity
Source: RefSeq, a predicted model, not a curated record
AUGGCUUCAUCUCCACCGCUUCAAGACAGAGUAGCAAUCGUCACCGGCUCUUCCCGCGGAAUCGGCAGAGAAAUCGCACUCCACCUAGCUUCACUCGGCGCUAAACUCGUCAUCAACUACACUUCCAGCUCCAACCACGCCGACUCAGUCGCCGCCGAAAUCAACUCUAACCAAACCACUCCACGAGCCAUAACCGUUCGCGCCGACGUGUCCAAUCCAGAGGAUGUAAAAUCUCUCUUCGACACCGCCGAGCGAGCCUUCAAUUCUCAGGUUCACAUCCUGGUUAACUCAGCCGGCGUUCUCGACGCCGAGUAUCCUACCAUAGCGAACACAACUGUUGAGAGCUUCGAUCGCAUCAUGAACGUAAACGCAAGAGGAGCGUUUCUCUGCGCGAAGGAAGCGGCGAAUCGAUUGAAGCGCGGAGGAGGAGGGAGAAUUAUUCUUCUAACGUCGUCGUUGGUGGCCUCAUUGAAGACAGGUUUCGGCGCGUACACAGUGUCGAAGGCGGCGGUGGAAGCAAUGACGAAGAUUCUGGCGAAGGAGUUGAAGGGGACGGGGAUUACUGCAAAUUGCGUGGCGCCGGGACCGGUUGCGACGGAGAUGUUUUUUGAGGGGAAAACAGAGGAGAUGGUGAAGAGAGCUGCAGAAGAAAAUCCGUUUGGUAGAAUUGGUGAGAGUAAAGAUAUUUCUCCUGUUGUUGGGUUUUUGGCUAGUGAUGCUUCUGAAUGGGUUAAUGGUCAAGUUAUUCGUGUUAAUGGUGGCUACGUUUAGUUCUUAAUUUCAUGUUUGAUUAAUGUUAGAAUAGUUGCAUUCAAAAGAUGUAAACUUAUUUCAUAAAUCAUUCGGUGCAAUAAAGUUUCAAUAAAAUGAUCAAAUAUCUAAAAUAA